CCGCCACCGCCCGCCGCGGGCUCGGGGCCCACCAUGCGCCCGCCACGUCCGCUGCCGGCCCGCUGGCUGUGCGUGCUGGCAGGUGCCCUCGCCUGCGCCCUCGGCCCGGCGGGCGGCCGGGCGGCCAGGCUGCAGCAGGAGUGUGACUAUCUGCAGAUGAUCGAGGUGCAACAGAAGCAGUGCAUGGAGGAGGCCGAGCUGGAGAAUGAGACAGCAGGCUGUGGCAAGAUGUGGGACAACCUCACCUGCUGGCCGGCCACCCCCCGGGGCCAGGUUGUUGUCUUGGCCUGUCCCCUCAUCUUCAAGCUCUUCUCCCCCAUUCAAGGCCGCAACGUGAGCCGCCACUGCACCGAGGAAGGCUGGACACAGCUGGAGCCCGGCCCCUACCCCGUCGCCUGUGGUUUGGAUGACAAGGCGGCGAGUUUGGAUGAGCAGCAGACCAUGUUCUUCGCUUCCGUGAAGACCGGGUACACCGUGGGCUAUAGCCUGUCCCUCGCCACCCUGCUGGUUGCCACGGCGAUCCUGAACCUGUUCAGGAAGCUCCACUGCACGAGGAACUACAUCCACACGCACCUGUUCGUCUCCUUCAUCCUGAGGGCCGCCGCCGUCUUCAUCAAGGACUUGGCCCUCUUCGAGAGCGGCGAGUCGGACCAGUGCUCCGAGGGCUCGGUGGGCUGUAAGGCAGCGAUGGUCUUCUUCCAAUACUGUGUCAUGGCCAACUUCUUCUGGCUGCUGGUGGAGGGGCUCUACCUGUACACCCUGCUCGCCGUCUCCUUCUUCUCCGAGCGGAAGUACUUCUGGGGGUACAUACUCAUCGGCUGGGGGGUGCCCAGCACGUUCACCACGGUGUGGGCCAUCGUCAGGAUCCAUUUUGAGGAUUACGGGUGCUGGGACAUCAUCGACUCCUCCCUGUGGUGGAUCAUAAAGGGCCCCAUCCUCACCUCCAUCCUGGUGAACUUCAUUCUGUUUAUUUGCAUCAUCCGAAUCCUGCUUCAGAAACUGCGGCCCCCAGAUAUCAGGAAGAGUGGCAGCAGUCCCUACUCGAGGCUGGCCAGGUCCACACUCCUGCUGAUCCCCCUGUUCGGAGUGCACUACAUCAUGUUCGCCUUCUUUCCUGACAAUUUUAAGGCUGAGGUGAAAAUGGUCUUUGAGCUCAUCGUGGGGUCUUUCCAGGGUUUCGUGGUGGCUAUCCUCUACUGCUUCCUCAAUGGUGAGGUGCAGGCGGAGCUGAGGCGGAAGUGGCGGCGCUGGCAUCUGCAGGGCGUCCUGGGUUGGAACCCCAAAUACCGGCCCCCAUCAGGAGGCAGCAACAGCGGCACGUGCAGCACGCAGGUCUCCAUGCUGACCCGCGUCAGCCCCGGGGCCCGCCGCUCCUCCAGCUUCCAAGCCGAAGUCUCCCUGGUCUGACCGCCAGGAUCCCGGGGCCCCUCCCACUCACCCCGGCAGACGCCGGGGACAGAGGCCUACCUGGGCGCGGCCAGCCCCAGCCCUGGGCUCGGAGGCUGCCCCCAGCCCUCUGGUCUCUGUUCCAGAGCUCCUACAGAGCGCAGCCCCUACAGAGCGCAGCCCUAGUGCCUGCCUGGAGGUUUCUAGCAAGUAAGAGAAGCAGGGAGCUCCUCUCCCUGAGGGCUGCAGGUGGGACUCAGCCACGA
Messenger RNA from Cebus imitator (Panamanian white-faced capuchin), 1652 nucleotides. RefSeq names its product vasoactive intestinal peptide receptor 1 (gene VIPR1). The coding region runs from base 34 to 1407 and encodes 457 amino acids. Gene Ontology annotation, cellular component: plasma membrane. The transcript is spliced from 13 exons. Lineage: Eukaryota; Metazoa; Chordata; Mammalia; Primates; Cebidae. Gene Ontology annotation, biological process: adenylate cyclase-modulating G protein-coupled receptor signaling pathway; cell surface receptor signaling pathway. The record is from RefSeq and is a predicted model, not a curated record. Gene Ontology annotation, molecular function: G protein-coupled peptide receptor activity; peptide hormone binding; vasoactive intestinal polypeptide receptor activity.